Messenger RNA from Stegastes partitus (bicolor damselfish), 2976 nucleotides. It is a transcript of the gene slc5a6b, whose product is annotated as solute carrier family 5 member 6. Bases 364 to 2220 code for a protein of 618 amino acids. Gene Ontology annotation, biological process: sodium ion transport; transmembrane transport. The record is from RefSeq and is a predicted model, not a curated record. Lineage: Eukaryota; Metazoa; Chordata; Actinopteri; Pomacentridae. Gene Ontology annotation, molecular function: symporter activity. Gene Ontology annotation, cellular component: membrane. The transcript has 16 exons.
GUUUGCGAUCACAUGGAGCAGCGGACCGACAGAUUAGCCAGGUGGGUUGCUACAGCGCUUUAUGAACACGACAAAAGGUGUAAACACAAGAAAGUUAUCUCUGUAGAGGAUUUCACCCAUGUGUUGCCUAAAGUUGUUGUUUUAAUUCAUGGAAACGAUUAGAGAAGCUGCUGUUAAACAACGUGGCGCUCUUGAACGCCUCCCCGAACAGCAUGGUGCCACUGACGGCGAGCCUCACCCGGUUAACUGCACUGCUGGCGUGUAAAGGCUCCUGACUGAUGGGUGUGAACAAAGAACACUUGUCUGACUGUGUGACUGCAGAAGCUCACAAUCUUCUCCAGCUGCAGCCAGGAGACGAUCAAAAUGGACCUGUCCGACCAGAAGCACUUUACCGUUGUAGACUAUGUGAUAUUCGCCGUCCUACUUGCUGCCUCCAUGGCCAUCGGACUGUAUUACGCUCUGUCCGGCGGGCGUCAGCGCACCACGCAGGAGUUCCUGAUGGCCGACAGGAGCAUGAAGUGCCUUCCUGUUUCCCUGUCGCUCAUCGCCUCCUUCCAGUCGGCCGUGGCGAUUAUCGGCGUACCAGCGGAGAUCUACACUCACGGCACUCAGUACUGGUUCAUCGGGUGCGCCUACUUUCUGGGCCUCCUCAUUCCAGCUCAUGUUUUCAUUCCAGUGUUGUACAGACUGCGCAUCUCCAGUGCUUAUCAGUAUCUUGAGAUGCGCUUCAGCAAAACAGUGCGCAUCUGUGGAACUCUGACCUUCAUCUUUCAAAUGGUUAUUUAUAUGGGCGUUUGUGUGUAUACUCCAGCUUUUGCACUCAAUGCGGUUACUGGAUUUGAGUUGUGGGGAACAGUGCUGGCCACUGGACUGGUGUGCACAUUGUACACAACACUGGGGGGUUUGAAGGCCGUCAUCUGGACAGACGUCUUUCAGACCGUGGUGAUGUUUGCAGGGCAGCUGGCUGUCAUCGUGGUUGGAGUGCUGCGGACUGGAGGAGUGUCUGAAGUGUGGAGGAAAGUCUGGGAGGGAAACCGCAUCUCUGGCCUCGACCUGAACCCUGAUCCUACAGAGAGACACACCUUCUGGACUCUGGGUGUCGGUGGGAUCUUCCUCAUGUUGUCCCUGUAUGGAGUCAACCAGGCUCAGGUCCAAAGAUACCUCAGCGCACGUACAGAGAAGGAAGCUGUCAGGUCCUGCUACAUGGUGUUUCCCUCCCUGCAGCUCGCUCUGGCUCUCAGCUGUGUGAUGGGUCUGGUCAUGUUUGCACGGUACUGUGGAGAGGAUCACUCAGACAAGCUGGGAAGCUCUUCCAGGGAUGCAAUGGUGAUAUACUUUGUGAUGGACAUGCUGCAGGGUCUGCCCGGCCUGCCUGGACUGUUUGUCGCGUGUUUAUUCAGUGCAGCCCUCAGCACCAUCUCGUCCGCCUUCAACUCUUUGGCCACUGUGACAAUGGAGGACCUCAUCAAACCACAUUUUCCUGCCAUGACAGAAGCGAGAGCAACUCUGCUGUCCAAAGCUCUAGCCAUGUCCUAUGGGCUGCUGUGUCUGGCCAUGGCCUAUCUCACUCACCUCAUGGGAGACUCAGUUUUACAGGUGGCUUUGAAAAUCUUUGGGAUGGUUGGCGGCCCUAUUCUUGGUCUGUUUUGCCUCGGGAUGUUCUUCCCCUGGGCCAACUCCAUCGGAGCGGUGGCCGGUCUGGGUGCAGGUCUGACUUUGUCUUUCUGGAUCGGCGUCGGCAGCAUCGUCACUCGCAGCUCAGGCACGAGGUCGCUGCCGCCCGACUGCCGGGUCGCUCUGCUGUCAGACAACACGACCGCUGCCAUUCAGACGGCUCUCAGCAACGUCACUCUGAGCCGACCCUCCGGCCUGAAGAGGUUUUACUCGCUGUCCUACAUGUGGUACAGCGCGUUCAACUGCGUCACGGUCAUUCUAAUAGGCCUGGUCAUCAGCUUUAUCACAGGCCCAAUGAAAGAAGAAGACGUGACACCAGGAACAAUUUAUCCCUUGUUAGGGAAGCUGCUUUGUUUUCUACCUGAACACCUCAAAAAGAAGCUCUGCUGUGUGACUCCUCUGGGACAGACGCUCGCGGCUCAACAAAGGUCGUCGCCUCCAAAACACCAAGACAGUGACGAACAGGCCGCAGCAUCGCAGGAAGAGACGGAGAGUUUUCUUCCUGAAGCUCAGACAAAUUUUGUCGAGUACGAAACAGCGGUGUGAUAUCGAACUGUCUCACGCGAGGCUGGAAAACCGUUUCCACACAAAGCACUUAAAAUGUACAUGCGUUUCUUACUGUGGUGCCUUUGCUUUGUGAUGAAGGACGCGACGAAAAUUUGCACUGUCGAGCCCAGCAGCGAGGUCAACUUUUAGUUUUAUAUCCUUCUGUCUUCAUGUCGUCAAGAAAAGACUGUAAGCAGAGCCUGUUUCUUUCUUUUACAGAGUCACGACUGAUUUAUUCAAAGUAUUUGUAAUUGACAUUCAUUUGCUUCAUUUGUCUGCGUACAUGUGAGAACACUGCGCUGUUCUGCUGCAGGACAAAGACUGUAGAUCCAGUGAGCUUUUCAGCUUGCAGGCAGCUGCAACAGAAUCUAUUUUAACAGGCUUCAGGCUCUGCCAAUCCACAAUUUGUCAAAUAAAUCAGCACGACUGGGAGCUACAGGCGUGCUUUAGGUGUCAAAAAGUUACCCAGUGAUCCAUAAAUGUUUCAGCCAGGAUUUUAUUUUGAAAAGUUUUGCUCUUUUUCCAAACACCACUUCUCAGUGUAAGAAUGUUGCAUGUCAGGUUAAAAAGCUUUACAGCAAGUCGCCAUGUUUUAUACUAUUGUUUUCUGCAUACUUGACUAUUGUUGAGCACUACUGCAGCUGUACGAGGAGUCCUGUGACAUGACGGCGCCUUACUUCUUAAGAAGUGCAGUUUGACUGUAAUGUAUGUAAAACCUUUUUCUAAAGGGGAUUAAAUAUUUUGUAGUUAAAGUUU